Molecule: messenger RNA, 1680 nt
Organism: Abrus precatorius (Indian licorice)
Lineage: Eukaryota; Viridiplantae; Streptophyta; Magnoliopsida; Fabales; Fabaceae
Product: aldehyde oxidase GLOX
Exons: 1
Coding region: 1-1680 (559 amino acids)
Source: RefSeq, a predicted model, not a curated record
AUGGCGUUCAAGUUCAAGAUCAAGAACGCCCCAUCCUUACUCCUCCACCUCACCAUUCUCUUCCACGUAAUUGGAACAUGCAAUGCAGGCACAGAAGGACAUUGGGUUGAGCUGCGACGCAGCAUAGGCAUCUCCGCCAUGCACAUGCAAGUAAUGACAGACAACAAAGUAGUCAUCUUCGACCGAACAGACUUUGGCCCCUCCAACAUCUCCCUCUCCAAUGGCCGUUGCCGCUUCAACCCCCGCGACCUCGCUCUCAAACUCGACUGCACCGCCCACUCUGUCCUCUACGACAUCCCCACCAACACCCUCCGUCCCUUAACCCUCCAAACCGACGCAUGGUGUUCCUCCGGCGCCGUCGCCCCUGACGGAACACUGAUCCAAACCGGGGGCUUCAACGACGGCUAUCACAAACUCCGAACCUUCACUCCCUGCCCCCAACACAACCAAUGUGAUUGGCUUGAGCUUCCUCACAACCUCACCAACAGUCGCUGGUACGCUUCCAACCACAUUCUCCCUGACGGCAGAAUCAUCGUCGUCGGUGGGCGUUCCUCCUUCACCUAUGAGUUUGUCCCCAAGAACGACGCGUCGUUUUACUAUCUCAGAUUCUUGAGGCUCACGCGCGACCCUAACCCUGGCGAAGAGAACAAUCUUUACCCCUUCUUGCAUCUCUUACCCGACGGAAACCUCUUCAUCUUCGCUAACCGAAACUCCAUUCUCUUCGAUUACACUCGCAACCGGGUAAUCCGCGAGUUCCCGAUUAUGCCCGGUGACGAAAAGCGUAACUACCCGAGCACCGGCUCUUCUGUUCUCCUUCCGUUGAAUUUAACCGGUUUGCAAAACGGAACAGGGUUACCGGACGCGGAGGUUAUGAUAUGUGGCGGCGCCUUCCCUGACGCGUUUAGUUUCGCAAACAAGCUUAAGGUGUUUCUAGAAGCUUCAAGAACGUGCGGGAGGUUGAGAGUGACCGACCCGGAACCCGAAUGGGUCAUGGAGUUCAUGCCUACGCCGAGGGUUAUGCCCGAUAUGAUUUUACUCCCAACAGGAAACGUGCUUAUUUUGAACGGUGCAAUGAAUGGAACCGCAGGAUGGGAAAACGCAGCGAACCCGGCUUUCUAUCCGGUUUUAUAUAGACCCGGUUUGAUCGACCCGUUUUCGAGGUUUCAGUUACUUCCUCCGGCGAACACUCCUCGGAUGUAUCACUCAGCGGCUGUGCUGCUGCCAGAUGGCAGGGUUUUAGUGGGUGGGAGUAACCCGCAUAGGGUGUAUGAUUUUCGGGCGUACCCGUACCCGACUGAGUUGAGUUUGGACGCGUAUUACCCGGAUUAUUUGCGCCCCGAAUUGGGUCCGUUGCGGCCCACCAUAAUUGCGGUGGAGGCCGCGAAUAAUACGGCGUCAUAUGGGGGGCUGUUUUCCGUCACUUUCUCGUUGACGGAGUAUCGUUCGGAGAAGGGGGUUGUUGUGACACUGGUGGCGCCGUCGUUUACGACGCACUCGUUUGCGAUGAACCAGAGGGUGUUGGUUUUGGAUGUGGUGAAGGUUGAGAAUGGGGAGCCGUUUGAUUACAAGGUUACGGCGCGUGGGCCCCCUUCUCUCUCUGUGGCCCCACCUGGGUACUACAUGCUUUUCAUUGUCCAUGGUGGAGUUCCAAGUAGUGCUGUUUGGGUUCAGGUUAGAUGA